UUCUUAUCACGGCCACGACUUUUGGGUUUGGCAAAAAUAUUUUAGGUUAGAAAUACUUGAUUAGAAAAAUAAAAUGAAUCAAAAUGAAAAUACACACAAUAGCGUCGAAAUAGAUCCCGAUUAUGAGAGCACCAACACAGCUAUUCGGAACGUAGAACUAAAGGAAGAGGAAGAUAAUCAGCUAACAGUAGAUAAGAUUAAGAAACUGUUACAAGAAGAAUUCGACCACGAAUUACAAGAGCGCCAAAAACAACUAGAGGAAAUUGAAGAGAAAAUAUUUAAAGCUAGGAAACUGUUACACGUUGUACGAUACGUACUUAUUUCGUCCUAUUACAAUAACAAAGCCUUAGAACAUGAAAAGGACGGUACAGCUUCUCUGGAGUACUCUAAUAUUUUGUCUGGUCAAAAUAGGAUACAUCCAGCAAUUAAGAAACUGCUAGGAACAAAUGUAAAUAAUUUCAAAUUCUUAGAUGGCCGUACCAAACGUAAAAUACCACCGAAAAAUGAUCAUACCAUCGCCGAAGAACCUGAGGUUAAGAAAAUAAAGUUAGAUGUAGUUAGUGUACCUGAAAAAGUUGAAAUAGCACCACCUGUUAAGGCUGAACCUUCAGUAGUAGAGUCAAAGUUACAAGAAGUAGCGACCCAGCGCAUGAAAGUGCAACACAAGAUUGUUAUAGGAAAUAUUUCCUAUUUUAAAAAGUCAUUGGAACAGGAUAAUUUAACUCACAAAUGGAUGGUGUAUGUUAAAAUAUUUAGAGGCACAAAACAGGGACCUGAAGUCUCUGAAUCGAUGAUAAGUAAAGUGUUUUUUUGUUUGCAUCCUUCCUAUAAGCCUCAUGAUGUUGUAGAAGUCUGCAAUCCGCCUUUCCAUUUAUCUCGAAGGGGUUGGGGAGAAUUUCCUUUGAGGGUGAAGAUAUUUUUUAAAUCACCACGUAAUAAACCAGUUGACAUAAUACAUAAGUUGAAAUUAGACAAGACUUUUACAGAAAGGCAAACAUUAGGGAAUGAAACAAUUGAAACUGUAUUUCUCUAUGACGAUCAUCCUGUAAAAGAAUUGAACAGUAUUAUUAUUCUGCAAGAUAAUAGUGCAGAGUGUUUAAAACAGGAGGCUUCAACCAGUUCGGAACACGAUUAUUGUUAUGAGAGUGUAAAUUCUAACAAAACUGCGGAAGUUAAGCUUAAUAAUAAUAAUAAUAAUGUGAAGGAUCAUUCUUACAGCAUGCCUAGUGCGAAAGACAGCCAGAAAGUUGGUGUAAAAAAGCAAAAAUCCCCAAUAAAACAGCCCUAUAACGAACUGAUUUAUGGUUUGGGGCCCAAUUAUUUGGAUCCAAAUAAGUCAAAAUCGAGAAGAGUUAGGUCAAAAAUUAAUAAUUCUCCAGAAAAGGAUCCGAAAAACGUUUUUAAAGUGUUGAAAACUGUGACCGGACAAUCAAUCAAAUUCCUACCGGAGAGUUUUAGUCAAAUAUUGCUCGGAAAUGGCAACGUUGUAUCCGUUAAAUUUCUCAAACAGCAACCAGCUUCUUCGACGAAUAAUCGACAAAUCGAUGGUCAAAAUAUUGUACGGCACAUGAUCGACCAAGAAAAAUACAUGUUACAGAUUCCCAACCUUCAUUUUAAGUGCAUGGGAGAAGCUUUACCUUACUUGUUUAAAAGAAUACCGUUGUGGGCACAGGAUGCCACAGAUUCGAAGUAUAAAUCCGUGUAUCCUUUUAUGGCAUGUUCGCAGAAAGAAUAUCAAUCGUGGAACGUAGGAAAAAGAUUGUCAUCUGAGUGGUCUAGAGCUAAAGCAAUAAAAAGAAUAUUGUCUAGCGAAACGUAUAGUAAAAAUUGGUCAACAAAAGCCAUUUUUAUGUAUGGUAGGUCGCAUUUGUACACGCCAACGGUGCCAAGUUACAAACUUUUCAGAAAUGAAUCUCCCGAAAAACGGUUAAUUUUGAACUGCUUCGAAUCAGAUACGCAGAAUGGGUAUCCCGAUUUAGCGCCAGUACAAAUCAAGGAAGAGAACGUUAAUAUUAUAUCACCAGAAAAAGUGAUACCUGAACCAAACACGGUACGAAAAAGUUAUGUGGACGGUUCUAACAAAUCCUUAGCACAAGAAUGCGCCUACGUUAAAGAGACGGCCCUAGAUGUGGGAAUAAUACUAAAAAGCGAAGAAUUAGUUCCUGGAGUACUAACAAACGCGUCGGAAAGGGUACUUUUAGAAGCCGUAAAGUGUUUCGCCGAGAAUCUCAUAAGGAGAUCUCAAAAUUUUCUAAUCUGCGAUGGAGACUAUAGAGAAUCCAACGCUGUUAUAACGACUGACGAAGUAAGAAGAGCCUUAGAUGAAAGGAAAGAAUUCCAAACAAUUACAAAGUUCCGAGAAAGCAAAAUGACUAUGGACUUUUUUUCUUAGUUUUCUCAAAAAAAAAAAAAA
Messenger RNA from Sitophilus oryzae (rice weevil), 2413 nucleotides. Its product is annotated as YEATS domain-containing protein 2-like. The coding region runs from base 74 to 2392 and encodes 772 amino acids. Gene Ontology annotation, biological process: chromatin remodeling; regulation of transcription by RNA polymerase II. Gene Ontology annotation, molecular function: histone binding. The record is from RefSeq and is a predicted model, not a curated record. The transcript has 8 exons. NCBI's taxonomy places the organism in Eukaryota, Metazoa, Arthropoda, Insecta, Coleoptera, Curculionidae. Gene Ontology annotation, cellular component: NuA4 histone acetyltransferase complex.